Triticum aestivum (bread wheat) is the source of this 846-nucleotide messenger RNA. Its product is annotated as auxin-responsive protein SAUR19. Gene Ontology annotation, biological process: response to auxin. The record is from RefSeq and is a predicted model, not a curated record. The transcript has a single exon. Lineage: Eukaryota; Viridiplantae; Streptophyta; Magnoliopsida; Poales; Poaceae. The coding region runs from base 78 to 506 and encodes 142 amino acids.
UUCAACGAAGGCAAACAGCAGCAGAGCAGAGCACAGCCAAGUCGUCCCUCGCUUCAGUCCAAUCCGCCUCGUCAAGCAUGUGCAAGGUCAUCAACACGGUCCAGUCGCUAGCCUGGCUGCGCCGCGCCGUGCGGCGGUGGCGCUCCCGAGCAGCGGCCUCGGUGCGGCCCAACAAGGAUGUGUUGGUGCCGGCCGGGCACGUGGCGGUGUGCGUGAGGGGCCGCGGCGACGGGGAGUCGUCGUCGAGGCGGUUCGUUGUGCCGGUGGCGCAGCUGAGCCACCCGGCCUUCUGGGAGCUGCUCCAGCAGGCGGAGGAGGAGUACGGUUUCCCGUCGGCCCCCGGCCCCCUCGCGCUCCCCUGCGACGAGGACCACCUCCGCGACGUCCUCCGCCGCGUCUCGUCCUCCGACUCUGAGGAGCGCCCCUCCUUUCGUCGCCGCCGUGGCGUCGUGGCGGCGCCAAGCGAUGACUCGCGGCCGCUGCUGCAGGGGGUGGCCGUGAAGUAGCUCGCUUCGUGAUCGAUCGUUCGUUCGUUCGUACGCCUGCUCUCUACAUUGCAGAAGCGGGAUAGCCGUGUUCAUUUGCUCCUUUUCAUGCAAACCGGAAGCAGCAGCCAGCGGUAGUAGAACUACGCGCGCGCCCAUGCCAUCCAUGGCGCAGAGUGCGCGCGCUGAAACUGCGAAGACCGUUACACUGACAAAGCGCCCCGAUGCUACUACACUAUCACCCUAUCAGUGGAGCUGGCAUUUUACAAAAUGUAUAUAUUUAUUUGUCCAACAAAUUAAAUGUAUAUAUUCGUGUCCUAUUUGCAGAUAUGUUGGCUGUACCCUGUACGGUGGAGCGAAA